This is a messenger RNA of Polypterus senegalus (gray bichir), 2000 nucleotides long. It is a transcript of the gene prpf31, whose product is annotated as PRP31 pre-mRNA processing factor 31 homolog (yeast). The record is from RefSeq and is a predicted model, not a curated record. The transcript is spliced from 13 exons. Gene Ontology annotation, biological process: spliceosomal tri-snRNP complex assembly; mRNA splicing, via spliceosome. The coding region runs from base 160 to 1671 and encodes 503 amino acids. NCBI's taxonomy places the organism in Eukaryota, Metazoa, Chordata, Cladistia, Polypteriformes, Polypteridae. Gene Ontology annotation, cellular component: U4/U6 x U5 tri-snRNP complex; U4 snRNP; precatalytic spliceosome.
UUUAGUUAUUCGCGUGAGUCCUGACUGACAGGGUGAAUUUCAGAUAACGUGAAACCUGGCAGAUUGAGAAGGAUACUCUGAGUUUGCAGGUGGAAGCUGGGACACUUCUGGCGCGUCACUUGAUAUAUAGUUUAAGAAAAUAGUAGGACACAGGAGAGAAUGUCUCUGGCAGAUGAGCUGUUGGCUGACUUGGAGGAAGCACGUGAUGUAAAUGAAGGACCUGAAGGGGAUGAGGGUAGUGGGCUUGAGGAUGAAGAUGGGACCCAGCUGGAGGAUGUGCCGGAGGAAAUGGAGAUGGAUAUUGGCAGUGCCGAGAGUGUGACAAGUAUUGCUAAACUUCGACAUAGUAAGGGGUUUGCAGAUAUUAUAGAGAAGAUAUCCGAACACGUUGGUAAUCAACGCAAGAACUCGGAUGUGCUUGGCCCUGUAGAAGCUGAUCCUGAAUACCGGCUGAUUGUGGAUGCAAAUAAUCUAACUGUAGAGAUCGAUAAUGAACUGAAUAUAAUUCACAAAUUUGUAAGAGAUAAAUACUCCAAGCGCUUUCCAGAACUGGAGUCUCUUGUGCCAAACUCAUUGGAUUAUAUCCGUACUGUUAAAGAACUCGGGAAUAAUCUGGACAAAUGUAAGAACAACUUGAACCUUCAACAGAUCCUGACCAAUGCAACUAUAAUGGUUGUAAGUGUGACAGCCUCCACUACACAAGGUGUUAUACUGGCUGAUGAUGAGCUGUUUCGUGUAACGGAAGCCUGCGAUAUGGCCCUUGAACUUAACCAAUCAAAACAUCGAAUUUACGAAUAUGUGGAAUCGAGAAUGUCAUUCAUAGCACCCAACCUUUCCAUCAUUGUGGGGGCUUCAACUGCAGCCAAGAUUAUGGGUGUUGCAGGAGGCUUGACUAACCUGUCCAAAAUGCCAGCAUGUAAUCUCAUGCUGCUUGGUUCACAACGACGUUCACUGUCUGGUUUCAGUACCACUUCAUUGCUCCCGCACACUGGCUACAUCUAUCAUAGUGAAAUUGUACAGUCACUUCCACCGGAUCUACGUCGAAAGGCUGCUCGUUUGGUGGCUGCAAAAUGUACUUUGGCUGCAAGAGUGGAUAGUUUCCAUGAAAGUGCAGAUGGGAAGGUAGGGUAUGAUCUAAAAGAAGAAAUUGAGAGAAAGUUUGACAAAUGGCAGGAACCACCACCAGUUAAGCAAGUGAAGCCACUACCUGCACCAUUGGAUGGACAAAGAAAGAAAAGAGGGGGUCGUAGGUACCGUAAAAUGAAAGAAAGGCUUGGGCUGACAGAGAUAAGAAAGCAGGCCAACCGAAUGACAUUUGCAGAGAUUGAAGAAGAUGCCUACCAGGAAGAUUUGGGAUUCAGCCUUGGCCAGUUAGGCAAGUCGGGCAGUGGUCGUGUUCGACAAGCACAAGUUAAUGAAGUGUCCAAAGCAAGAAUUUCUAAAUCUUUGCAGCGCACUUUGCAGAAGCAGUCCAUGGUGUAUGGUGGAAAGUCAACAGUUCGGGACCGAUCAUCAGGAACAAGUUCCAGUGUGGCGUUUACCCCUUUGCAAGGUCUGGAAAUUGUCAAUCCUCAGGCAGCUGAAAAGAAAGUAGCAGAAGCCAAUCAGAAAUACUUUUCCAACAUGGCAGAGUUCUUGAAGGUCAAAAGAGAAUCUGAGGGCAAACAAUGAACCAGAGAGGAUUUUUUUUUUUUUAAACUUGGACUUUAUUCUAAAUAUUACAAAGACAGCUGACUUCCUUGAAAGAGCAAUUUUCUGGUUGUUUCCGGUUUCAACAAACCAAGCUGUAUUUGUCUUGGGUUCCAGAGUAGGGAUGGAGAUUGGAUAGCUUGUGAUCUGUUUGAAGCAGAGGAGUAUUGUACUCUUUCUGCAAGCGUGUAUUUAUAUUCAGCAACUACUGACAAAGCAUGGAUAUGAUUUUUUUUUUCAGUAUGUAAAGAAACACAGUUGUGUGUAUUUGAUUUUUUUUCUGUAAUAAAUGUCCGUUUUUAUAAUGUGUA